Messenger RNA from Cyprinodon tularosa, 6520 nucleotides. It is a transcript of the gene mib1, whose product is annotated as MIB E3 ubiquitin protein ligase 1. Gene Ontology annotation, molecular function: zinc ion binding; ubiquitin-protein transferase activity; protein binding. The record is from RefSeq and is a predicted model, not a curated record. NCBI's taxonomy places the organism in Eukaryota, Metazoa, Chordata, Actinopteri, Cyprinodontiformes, Cyprinodontidae. The transcript is spliced from 22 exons. Gene Ontology annotation, biological process: protein ubiquitination. Bases 652 to 3771 code for a protein of 1039 amino acids. Gene Ontology annotation, cellular component: cytoplasm.
CGUAGCUAGUUGUUGCUCGUCUGAGGCUCGAGCGAUGAUUGAGUAUAAUGGCGACGCGUAUACUCUGAGUUGAGCCCAUGGUGCAGUCUGGAGAAAACAAAGGGAACCCGUUGGAUAUUUUUGUGCACUUUUCUACACAGCGACAAAGACGAGCGGCCGCCGGAAAAAGAACAUUUGCUCUCACUGACGGGGAACCAGGGGGAAUUUUUUUUUUUUACUGUUAGCAUUGUUAUCCAUAGCAUUUUGCUCGUUAGCUUGCUAAGUUGAAGAGGUGGCUGUAAUGUGUUUGAACUGUGGGAGAGUUGAAAACUAAAAAAGUUCGAUUUAUGCAAAUUGGAAAUAUUUUACGGAAUCGUAUGUUUUUAUAGCUAAUAUUUCCCCUCUCGGCGGCAUCACCCAAGUAUUGAUUCACAUACAACGUUAGCUUGUAGUUUUCCAAAACGAGCCAGCACCCUCCUUGGGUUAGCCAGCGGACUGGAGCCAGCGGACUAGCUAUUGUGGAUUUUUUUUCUCUCCCCCAGCUUCUUUCCUGUCUGGACUCGCUUUCAGAGCUCUGGAAACUGCCUACCCAGCCCUCUCAACAGCUUGCUAGCAUAAGUCUGCUAGCUCGCUAACCCUACACGUUAUUUGUUUGCGAGCUCUUGAUCGUAAAUGACCACCGGGAGGAAUAACCGGGCGAUGAUGGAAGGAGUCGGAGCCAGAGUGGUUCGUGGACCCGAUUGGAAGUGGGGUAAACAGGACGGAGGAGAGGGGCAUGUCGGCACUGUCAGGAGUUUCGAAAGUCCAGAAGAAGUGGUCGUUGUUUGGGAUAAUGGGACUGCUGCCAACUACCGUUGCUCUGGAGCUUAUGACAUUAGAAUAUUAGACAGUGCUCCAACAGGUAUCAAACAUGACGGAACCAUGUGCGACACCUGUCGUCAACAGCCAAUCAUUGGCAUUCGCUGGAAAUGUGCGGAGUGCACCAAUUAUGACCUUUGCACAACUUGUUACCAUGGAGACAAGCAUCACCUGAGGCACCGCUUCUACAGGAUCACCACCCCAGGCAGCGAGAGAGUGCUUCUGGAGUCACGGCGCAAGUCAAAGAAAAUUACAGCCAGAGGGAUCUUUGCUGGUGGCCGAGUUGUUAGAGGAGUGGACUGGCAAUGGGAAGACCAGGAUGGAGGGAACGGGAGGAGAGGAAAGGUGACAGAGAUCCAGGACUGGAGUGCAGCCAGCCCUCACAGCGCUGCCUACGUACUAUGGGACAACGGGGCCAAGAACCUGUACCGGGUCGGCUUUGAGGGAAUGUCGGACCUGAAAUGCGUGCAGGAUGCCAAAGGAGGCUCGUUUUACAGAGACCACUGUCCUGUUUUAGGUGAGCAGAAUGGAAACAGAAAUCCUGGUGGUCUUCAGAUUGGAGACUUGGUCAACAUUGAUCUGGAUUUGGAGAUUGUUCAGUCCCUCCAGCAUGGCCACGGGGGAUGGACCGACGGAAUGUUUGAGACGCUCACAACUACAGGGACGGUGUGCGGCAUUGAUGAGGACCAUGACAUUGUGGUCCAGUACCCCAGUGGGAACAGAUGGACAUUUAACCCAGCAGUGCUAACGAAGGCUAAUGUAGUGCGCAGCGGGGAAGUUGCAGCAGGUGCAGAGGGAGGAAGCUCACAGUUUCAUGUAGGAGACCUGGUCCAGAUCUGCUAUGACAUCGACCGCAUCAAGCUGCUACAAAGAGGGCAUGGGGAGUGGGCUGAGGCCAUGCUGCCUACUUUGGGUAAGGUGGGCCGUGUGCAGCAGAUCUACUCUGACAGUGACCUGAAGGUCGAGGUUUGUGGGACUUCCUGGACGUACAACCCUGCGGCUGUCACUAAGAUCGCCCCCUCCGGCUCUGCUGUCAGCAAUGCCUCAGGAGAGCGUUUGUCUCAGUUGUUGAAGAAACUAUUUGAGACGCAAGAGUCUGGGGACAUCAAUGAGGAGCUGGUCAAGGCAGCGGCUAAUGGAGACCUGGCUAAAGUGGAGGACAUUUUGAAGAGACCUGAUGUGGAUGUGAAUGGACAGUGUGCGGGACACACAGCGAUGCAGGCAGCCAGUCAGAAUGGUCAUGUGGACGUCCUCAAGCUGCUGCUUAAACACAGCGUAGACCUAGAAGCAGAGGACAAAGAUGGAGAUCGGGCAGUGCACCAUGCAGCAUUCGGUGAUGAAGGCUCUGUCAUUGAGGUGCUCCACAGGGGCGGGGCUGAUUUGAACGCUAGGAACAAGCGAAGACAGACUCCGUUACACAUAGCAGUCAAUAAGGGUCAUCUACAGGUUGUUAAAACCUUGCUGGAUUUUGGCUGCCACCCUAGCCUUCAGGAUUCGGAAGGUGACACACCUCUGCACGAUGCAAUUAGCAAGAAAAGAGAUGACAUGCUGUCGGUGCUGCUGGAGGCCGGCGCAGACGUCACCAUCACUAACAAUAAUGGCUUCAACGCCUUGCAUCACGCUGCCCUGCGAGGAAACCCCAGUGCCAUGCGUGUGCUGCUGUCCAAACUGCCGAGGCCGUGGAUCGUAGACGAGAAGAAGGACGACGGUUACACCGCUCUGCAUUUGGCCGCACUAAACAACCAUGUGGAAGUGGCUGAGCUCUUGGUGCACCAGGGCAACGCCAGCUUAGACAUCCAGAAUGUUAACCAGCAGACAGCAUUACACCUCGCAGUGGAGCGCCAGCACACUCAGAUAGUUCGGCUGCUGGUGCGAGCAGAAGCUAAGCUCGACGUCCAGGACAAGGACGGGGACACGCCGCUUCACGAGGCACUGCGUCACCACACGCUGUCCCAGUUGCGACAACUCCAGGAUAUGCAGGAUGUCAGCAAAGUGGAGCCGUGGGAACCCUCCAAGAACACGUUAAUAAUGGGCUUGGGCACCCAGGGAGCAGAGAAGAAGAGUGCAGCAUCCAUCGCCUGCUUCCUGGCAGCAAAUGGAGCAGACUUGACCAUUCGCAACAAAAAGGGCCAGUCCCCUCUGGACCUCUGUCCUGACCCCAGCCUCUGUAAGGCCUUGGCCAAAUGUCACAAGGAGAAGAGCAGUGGCCAGGUCGACACCCGUAGCCCAUCUCUGAAUAGCAACAUUGAGUCGCUGGAGGAGUGUAUGGUUUGUUCAGACAUGAAGAGAGACACCCUGUUUGGGCCCUGCGGACACAUCGCAACAUGCUCGCUCUGCUCGCCACGAGUCAAGAAAUGUCUCAUCUGUAAGGAGCAGGUUCAGUCCAGAACAAAGAUUGAGGAGUGCGUAGUCUGCUCUGACAAAAAGGCAGCUGUGUUGUUUCAGCCCUGUGGUCACAUGUGCGCUUGUGAGAACUGUGCCAGCCUCAUGAAGAAGUGCGUACAGUGCCGGGCUGUGGUGGAACGCCGCACCCCCUUUGUCCUCUGCUGUGGAGGGAAAGGUAUGGAGGAUGAUGCCGCUGAUCAUGAUGAUGAUGAUGAUGAUGAUGAUGAUGACCUUACAGGGAGCUCUAACACUAUGGCAGGGGGAUCCCAGGAUCUUCUCCAGCCCAACAAUCUGGCACUAAGUUGGUCCAGCGGAAACAUCCCAGCCCUGCAGAGAGAUAAAGAUAACACCAACGUCAACGCAGAUGUACAGAAACUACAGCAACAGCUUCAAGACAUCAAAGAACAGACCAUGUGUCCGGUGUGCCUGGACCGACUGAAGAACAUGAUCUUCAUGUGUGGCCAUGGCACCUGCCAGUUGUGUGGAGACCGAAUGAGCGAGUGUCCCAUCUGCCGCAAAGCCAUCGAGCGCCGGAUCCUCCUUUACUAGGCCCUGCCCUCUCCUUAGACACUCACCCGCGAACAACUCCCACAAACGCCACAUCCACACCAGCUGCUGUGGAGUCAGCCAGCCACGUCUUAACAUUACACUACAAAUGCUCUGUCAUAUCAGAUGGAGCUUCUGUUACAAACCCAUAUGUUUUUUUUUGCUGUUACCGUCUUUUUGUUUCUAGAGCAGUCAGACAGAUGCUUAUUCUGCAGGAAUCGUUUUUUUCUUUCUUAAACUUUAACUCACAAACCUAUCGUUUUUUUUUCGUUGUUUUUUUCUUUUUUUUUUUCUAAAGACUGAGGUUCAGAUUCAGCUUAGUCUUCCUCUGGAUUUAUCCAGAGGCGUUGACAAAGGGAGGUCUGUUUAUUAUCGUUUUGUUUUCUGUUGUUGUAAAGUUCUCAUGCAUGUUUUUACAGCCGGUGACAUUUGCCAUCACUGUAUUUUUAAAACCCAUAUGCAAAUGUAUUGGCAUCAGAAGUUCCAGAUGUGAACUUGAUUUUUCAUUACAGUAUGAAAAGUUUCAGACAAGGUGUUGUAUUUCGAAGUUCGGGGAGUUUUCCUGAUUUAUUUGAUGCUUUCUAUCCUGACUGUCCUCCAAGCAGGAGACCAAAUGGUUGGCAGUUUUGCACUAGAAACGCUGAAAAACUGACUGGUUAGGUCUGCUUCAGCUCCAUGACAGAACAUGGACACUUUAAUCUGAUUGCCUACAGGUAGCACAUCACAUCCUGAUGUCUGUUUACCAUGCUGCAACCAUCACAGUGUUGCAAAGCACUUUUUUGGAGUUGUGGUUCAUGGACUUAAACACGCCAACUUGUUCAGCUUUCAGUCCUGUGAGCAGCCUGUGUUGUAACCUUUUUGCACGCAAAUAUGACGAAAACAUUUCUGGCGUACAAAGGACCCUGACAUAACUCUACUUAGCUGUUGAAGUUUUAGCGAGCACUGCUAUCUACCCUUCAUCCAAUCUGUGCCAUCUUCACAAGAAGUCUUUAUUGCAUCUCAAUACAUUAGAACUUUGACAAGUAAAUUUAUUUAAGUAAAUUUAAGAAAAAAAAAAGUCAAACCUGUUUUAUUUAUGUUUAUUGACACACAGAGCGAUACAUCUUUAUAUGCUAAUUUUGUUUCAUUUCGAUGGCUAAUAGCAAAUCGAAACCAAAUAUUUUGUUUCUCUCAAAGUUAAACAAGUGCAACAAAAAGGGGAAUUAUUUUAAAGCCAACUGAGAAGGAUGAUAAGGUUCAGUACAGUUUAUGGUCCGGGCUCCUUCUGCAUGAGUGAAAGGAGCUUUAGUUGCUUUAACAGCUUCUGUUAGGUUGGGUUUGCUGUCUCCCUACUACUUGUUGACAAAACUCCAUAGUUCAUGGAGUUUCUGCUUCUUAAAAACUGAAGUUUUUUUGUUUUGUUUUUUGCUUACCCUUAAAUAGGAAGGUGUCCUUGACUAUCUGCUGGACAAGCAUCAAGUCAGCAGUCGUCCCCAUUACUGAAUGGACAAAGAAUAACAGUUCUGCCAUCUUUUUUUUUUCUCGAUCUGGUGUUUACAUUUUUAACAACCUCUGCAACAUUUUUUUUCAUCCAUUUAACUUUCCAUUGAUAUUCUCAGAAAAAGCAUUCUGUUAACAGUCACCUACUUUAACCGUGAGUAUUAGUGCGUUUCCCUUUCUUUUCAGGAUCUUAAUAACUCUGCUGAGCUCCAGUCAAGUUAGAAACCUCCAACGUGACACUAGACGGUAAAAUGUCUGUGUUUAAUACGAAAUAUUCAUAUCUUCUGAGAAACUUAAUGGGUUUCCAUUAGCUAUAAGCCAUAAUCAUUGAACAUAAUAGAAAUUACCACUUCAGAUAUAUCGGUUUGAGUGUAAUGAAUAUAAAAAGGAUAAGUUUCACUGUUGAGAUUGAAUUGCUGGAAUGAAAGCUUUUUUUAUGAAUAUUGUAAUCAAAUGAGAUGCUGCUGUAUGCGUAGGGAGGAGGUGUUCUCGAUCUCACAUGAAAUUUUUUGAAAGGUUUAUUUAAGUGCUUUCCCUUUUCUUGGAAUCAACAUUUAUUGAGCAUAGAGAGAACAAUUUAUGAGAAAGUGUAGAAUAAUUUAUUUUGUAUUAUUGCCCUAACGUUAGGAUUUCUAGGUGUCACUGCCUUCCGACUAUGUAGCCUCAAAGUCUCAGUCAUUCUGCUUUGAAAUGCGUUUUUACAUGUGCGAUGUACUUUUGUUGACAAUAGCUUUGUAGCAGUUAUCAGUAUGUUAUUUUUUUUGUUUUUUAUUUUGAGGUAGGUCUAUGUCAGUUCAUUUGCAUCAUACGAAAAUAAAAUACCUUUGUGUUAAAGGUGUGAAGCGACUUUUCCAUGGUGUUUUAAUUUGGAGUCUGAACUUUGUGGUAAGAGUAGAGUUUAUCCAAAUGGAGAGUCUGCUAUCUGGCUCCCCUUUAAUAUGUGGAAUAAUUGCAACCACAGAAAGUGUUUUCUUUUGUUAGGACUCAAAGCAAACAUUGAAAACAGUUUGGAUUUCUUUGACUAUUAUGAAAAUUUAAGCUAUAGUACUAAUACGCUUUAUUAUAGUAUUGUCAUCAUAAAGGUGUAAUAAAAACAUUUGAAAUUUAUUUUCAAUCUGUCCUGUUAAAUAUGUAUCAGUAGUUUUAUCUUUGGCAUGAAUGUUUGACAUAUGCAGUACGACUUGUACCUCUGGAAAGAAACAUUCAGUUUGUAUUGCGAUCAAGUGCUUUCAAAACAACCAUAUUACAGAAAUAAAGACCUAAACGAACCAUG